CAGUCAGGUUAGUUUGUUUGGUUUGUCCGUUCCGGAAUUUGUUUUGUAACCUGUACUCUCCUCAAAUUAGUGAAAUUUGUUCUCCCCUGCCCGUGGAUUAGCUAGCACACAUUGUGUUAGUGAACCACGUUAAAUUUGUGUUCGUUCGUGUUGGUUUGGAUUAUUGAUUGCACGCUUCUGUUCUGACAAGUGGUAUCAGAGCCUUUGGUUGCGGUUUUGGGAAUUUGGCGCUGGACUGAAGUUUUGCUUUGUGGAGUUUGGUUGGAGCUUGUUUGAUAGUAAGAAUGGCUGCUAUCAGUAUGAAGAUUGAGAAGUUUACCGGAAGAAACAGUUUCAGUUUGUGGCAGAUCAAGAUGCAAGCACUGUUGAAACAACAGGGUUUGUGGGCUCCGUUGUCUGAAAAAUCGAAGAAGAAAAGCAUAGAUGAAGAAGAGUGGAUUACUUUGGAGGAGAAAGCUCACUCUACAAUCUUGCUUUGUUUGGCUGAUGACAUCAUCACUGAGGUUGCUGCUAUGAAGACUGCUGCGGGUUUGUGGUUGAAGCUUGAAAGUCUAUACAUGACAAAGUCUUUAACCAACAAGUUGCAUAUGAAGCAACGUUUGUUCAGUUUGCUUAUGGAGGAAGGUAUGUCUCUCAGGAAUCAUCUAGAUCAACUCAAUACUAUCUUGCUAGAUCUGCGGAAUUUUGAUGUUAAAGUAGAUGAUGAGGAUGGUGCCUUAAUUCUGUUAGUAUCUUUGCCACAGUCAUAUGAGAAUUUUGUGGAUUCUUUUAUUGCUGGGAAAUAUAGUUUGUCUUUGGAAGAUGUUAGGUCUGCUCUACAUACUAGAGAGGUUCGACAUAAGGCGUCUGGUUCUGGUUCGGAAAAUCAGGCAUCUGGGUUGGCUGCUACGAGUAGUAGGAGACAACAAUCUGGUAAUAGGAAGACGAAUACAAAUUCGAAUUCUGCUGGUUUGAAAGAUGAUAUUUGUCAUUACUGCAAGGAGAAAGGGCAUUGGAAAUUUGAUUGUCCUAAACUGAAGAAAUAUCAGGAGAAGAAGGAAUCAUCUGCUGCUGUGGCGGAAGAAACUAACUCUGAUUCUGAAGAUGGUUUAGCCUUAGCAGUGAAUGAACAGGUACACCAUCAGGAUGUGUGGUACUUAGAUACUGCAGCUGAUUAUCAUAUGUGUCCAAGCAGGGAGUGUUUUUCAACUUAUGAGCAGAUAGAUGGAGGACAUGUUUCUAUGGCCAAUGGUGCUGUCUGUAAGAUUGUUGGAAGAGGCUCCGUCAGGAUGAGGACACAUGAUGGUUCUGUUCGCACCUUGAACAAUGUUAGGCAUAUUCCAGAGAUGACUAAGAAUCUGAUAUCUUUGAGUCUACUCGAUGACAAGGGUUUCAGUUUCAAAGGUGAAGGUGGAGUGUUGUCUGUCUACAAGGGUUCUAAGGUAAUUUUGAAAGGUGUCAAGCGGGGUGCCUUGUAUAAUCUACAAGGUUCUGUUUUGACAUGUUCUGUUGGUGAUAAGUGCACCAAGCUGGUUUUGAAUGGCAAGUCACAGCAUGGGUUGGAUUUGCCGAAUGGUUUGAGUUGUUGAUCGCCCUUAGGGGCAUUUGAAGGCAGGGGAGAUUCUGAUACAGCUUAUUUGGAGGAGUUUGGUACGUCUGCCAAUUUUGAUUGCAUAUGAGUUUGGCGAUUUGCAUCGCAUUUGAGUUUGGCGAUUUCGAUCGCAUCUGGGUAAAUUUGGCGAUAUGUAUCGCGUCUGGGUACAUCUGGCAACUUUGGUUGCGUUUGGUACAUCUGGCAACUUUGGUUGCGUCUGGUACAUCUGGUAUUUGACAGAGAAUUCAAGUCAAGGUGGAGAUUGUUAGAAUAUGACUUGAAUUUGAUUUGGGUUUGCUUUGUGUUUUAGGCCUAUUCUGUUUGGGUUUGGGAUUGGGUUUUGUUUGACCUUUUUCCUUGUAUGUUUGGGAAAAGGUGUUUGAUUUUCUGUUUGGGAUUAGGAGAAGAGUUCUAUAAAUACUCUUCAUCACCCUAGUUUGUAGUAAGGUCAGUGAGGUUAGUUUGUUUGGUUUGUCCGUUCCGGAAUUUGUUUUGUAACCUGUACUCUCCUCAAAUUAGUGAAAUUUGUUCUCCCCUGCCCGUGGAUUAGCUAGCAAACAUUGUGUUAGUGAACCACGUUAAAUUUGUGUUCGUUCGUGUUGGUUUGGAUUAUCGAUUGCACGCUUCUGUUCUGACAGGGAUAUUAGGUGAUUUGUUGGUAUCUAACAUAUACAAGUUAAGUUAGCAAGUCUAUAGUUGACCGUUAAAUGUGUGAUGUGACCAUUAAAAAAUAAAAAUAUUUUAAAAUUUCCACCUAAUUAUCAUACUAAUUAAAAAAAUAUUUUCUCAUAAUUCCCACAUGCUCGACCCAAUCCCUCUCUCCUAUAUCCGAAAAAAAAACCUCAGCCCUCAGCCUCCCCGUCAAACUCCCACUCGCCGCCGCCACCAAGUCUGGCCAGCUCCCUUAUGUCAUCUCUGUCAUCAAAUCCAUGCUCUUGGAAGAGCAUUUGGAACGUGUUUAAGGUUGAUUUAACAAAACUUUCCAAGGUUUUCUUGCGACUGUGGAGCUGGUCGUGAAUCAACUUUGUCGUAAAUUGCAAUUUGGAGCUGAAAAAUCAAUUGACGAAGGCCUCCAAAAGAUGAUUGGAGGUAUCACGAGACUUAUUCAGGUUUACAUAACGUCUUAUAAGUCCGAGGACACUCUCAUGAAUCUAGCAUUCCAUAGUCAUAUGUCAAUUGUGGUGGUUGUUAGUGUCUUUAUUAUGUUCUCUUGUGUAUAUAUUGAUGUUAAUGACCAUUGUGAUUUACAUUUUUAUGUGCCCCUAUGAUUUAAUCAAUAUUGUGUUUAAAAAAUGUCAUGUGUAUAUUCAAGUAUUCAAUAUGACAAUCCUAGCAUAACAUAUGAGACUUUGUGAUAUUUGUAUCCUGAUACUACUGUUUUCCGUGAGAAAUAACGGGUGACCAGAUCGUGAUCAAAGCAAUGUUGACUUUUAGUGACGUGACAAACACGUGGCAUUCACAUAUAUGCCACAUGAUCAACACAUCAUAUUUUCUAAUUCAAAAUUUAAUAAUAUGAUAAAAAUAAU
Molecule: messenger RNA, 3099 nt
Organism: Linum trigynum
Lineage: Eukaryota; Viridiplantae; Streptophyta; Magnoliopsida; Malpighiales; Linaceae
Source: the annotation of a GenBank genome assembly